AUCAGGACAUCCAAUCUAAAAGUGUUUUAUCUUAAGCGUAACUGUUAUAUUUUUAAUGAAUGUUAACAAAGAAAAGUUAUUCUUAAAAUUACAAAAUAACAACCCGGGCUUUUCGGAAUUGAGGGCCUUUUUUGACACAACGGAACGGUUUUUUGGCCAAACAGAAUUUCAUUCCGGCGUUUUUUUCCCUAUGCACCACGCAUACUUCACUCUCGGGAGCGCGGAUUAUUUUCACCAAGUGUUUUGGUCCACUGUGACCAAUUUCUGUGAUCGCACAGCUCGGUGAUCGAGCUCAUCAUGUCGGACACAUGGAGUAACAUUCAGGCCCAUAAGAAGCAGCUGGACUCGCUGCGGGAAAGGCUGAAGCGACGGCGGAAGGACCCGGCGCAGCUGUCCGGGACGGACGGCGGGCUCAGCGCUGAGGGUUCCACAGCCAGGAGCGACAGCCCAGCUCCAUCAGCUCCCUCUACUUCUAAGGGGGAGACGGAGCAGCCACCGGACCCUGAGCUGGAGAAGAGGCUGCUGGGAUAUCUCUCCGAUCUGAGCCUCUCGCUGCCCACAGACUCGCUGGCCAUCACAAAUCAGCUCAACAGUGCGGAAGGUACGGUUACUCACGGAUGCAUCCAGAGCCUGCUGCUCAAGUUCUCCGCCCAGGAGCUCAUCGAGGUCCGGCAGCCUACCUCCAUCUCCUCCUCUUCCACGACUUCUUCUCCGCCCACCACCGUCGUCGUAGCCGUGGACCACACAAAGCUGUGGGCCAUGAUCGGCUCUGUGUCCGGAGCCCAAAGAGCCGGGGUCAAGAGAAAAGCCGAAGACCAGACCCUCGGCGGCUUUUCGCCUAAACUUCAGAGCUCCGCGUCUCCUCCUCACGCGUCCUCCUCCUCCAUUACGCCGGCUUCCUCCCUGCAGCUGGCGGGAUCUUCAGCGGCAGGAAGCGCUGCCGAGAAGAAGGGCCGCAGCAGCAAGAGCCAGUCGUCUCACGUGGACAUGGAGAUCGAGAGUCUCCUGAACCAGCAGUCCACCAAGGAGCAGCAGAGCAAGAAGAUGAGUCAGGAGAUCCUGGAGCUCCUUAAUGCCAGCACAGCCAAGGAGCAGUCCAUCGUGGAGAAGUUCAGGUCUCGUGGUCGAGCUCAGGUCCAGGAGUUCUGCGAUCACGGGACAAAAGAGGAGUGCGUCCGCUCAGGAGACACACCACAGCCCUGCACUAAGCUCCAUUUCCGGUAGGUUGUUUACGCCUUC
Molecule: messenger RNA, 1239 nt
Organism: Poecilia reticulata (guppy)
Lineage: Eukaryota; Metazoa; Chordata; Actinopteri; Cyprinodontiformes; Poeciliidae
Source: RefSeq, a predicted model, not a curated record